Messenger RNA from Carica papaya (papaya), 2673 nucleotides. RefSeq names its product TPR repeat-containing thioredoxin TTL1-like. The record is from RefSeq and is a predicted model, not a curated record. Gene Ontology annotation, molecular function: protein binding. Gene Ontology annotation, cellular component: cytoplasm. NCBI's taxonomy places the organism in Eukaryota, Viridiplantae, Streptophyta, Magnoliopsida, Brassicales, Caricaceae.
CACCCUUCUGAAAGACUAUGCCUGUUACAUUGAACCCUUCCACUUCAAGCCAUCUCUUUCUCAUUUUUAAACCUUCUUUUCUUUUUCUCACGUUUUCUUGACUUUCUUUGGCUUUACAGAUCUCCAUCUUCUUCUUUCAUCCAACUGUUCUUCAUAUUCUUGCGCAUGAAUAAUGUCGUCGUUGAAAUUGUUCUAGACUCAAAUUAAUUGGUUCGAUUUGAACCAUUUCUUUAUCGGUGCAUAUCUUCUUCUAGUUUCAAAUUCGAAAGAAGCAGAGACGAACAUGGCAGAAUUAAGAAAGUAUCCUGAUGCGGGUUGUGGCCCUAUAACGGGGAUUUUCAAGCGGUGGAGCUACUGGCAGAGGAAGUCAUCAGUACCUUUCUUGCCUGCAAAGAGUAGCAACGGCGUCGUUUCGAAGCCUCGGAGCAAGCCGCAACAAAAAUCCGUUGAGACUGCUCGUCAUGAGUCCUCCAAUUUGGCUAAACCUUCAAAGAAGCAAGAAGAAAAGUUGACCAGGAAAGCCAACUUAGUGGAACCUCGGAUUUCAACUACUUUCCGUCAUGAAGGCCACAGUCAUAGAAGACUUUCAGAUGCCGCUCGAAGCUCAUCGUCUUCCUCUUCUUCUUCAGUUCAACAGAGAAUGCAACGAACCCAUGAUUCGCCCAAUGAACAGAAGUUGAAGAAAGAGUCUCCGGGUGGCUCGGCAGAGCUUACCAGGAUGAUGAACACAAAUGAUCAUCACCAACAUUCAAAUGACAAAAAAGCUCUUGUUCGAGUUACUUCAAGCCACAUAAUGCUCUUAGGUAACUUGAACACUAACUGUCCUAGUUCAACUCCUAAGACUGUGGAUUACCUUCAGAAGAACACGCAACAAGUCACAAGCUGCAUGUCUAAACCCAGAUACGGACAUAGUAUACCUGGCAUUAAUGGUGUCAUGGGCAAUAUAAUACGACAACCCAGUGACGAGUUUCAACAAUGUCGUGGUCUCAUGAGUAGGUUGGAUCCAGAAACGUUGAAAAAGAUGGGAAAUGAAGCAUACAAGCAAGGCAGGUUCCAAGAGGCAUUGGAUUUCUAUGAACGAGCAAUUGCUCUUGAUUCGAAGAAGGCAGCAUACAGGAGCAACAAGAGCGCAGCUUUGAUUGGCUUAGGCCGGCUUACUGAGGCGGUGUUUGAGUGCAAACAGGCUAUUCAACUCGACCCGACUUAUCAAAGAGCUCAUCAUAGAUUAGCAACACUUUAUAUCAGACUGGGAGAGGCAGAGGGAGCAAUUCAUCAUUAUAAACAAGCAGGCAAACUUUCUGAUCGUACAGACAUUUCCCAUGCUCGAGAUCUUCAAGAACGCUUGAUUAAAUGCAAUGAGGCUCGAAAAUUAAAUGAGUGGAAUAUUUUGCUGAAGGAAACAAAGUCGGCUAUUUACUCUGGAGCCGAUUCCGCUCCUCAGAUCUAUGCCCUGCAAGCAGAGGCUCUACUGAAGCUCCAUAGACAUCAAGAGGCCUACGAGUCGUACCUGAAGGCACCAAAUAUUAGCAUAGAAAUUUAUAUCAAGCUUUUUGGCCUGGCUGUUAGUUCUUAUAUUCUGAUGAUUGAAGCAGAAGUUUACAUGGCUGCUGGAAGGUUUGACGAUGCGGUGGCAGCAGCGCAGCAAGCAGUUCGGAUUGAUCCAAGCAACAGGGAAGUAAAUACAGUGGUUAAGAAGACAAGAGCUGUGGCAUCAGCUAGAUUAAGCGGUAACUUGCUCUUUAAGGCAUCAAAGUUCAGUGAGGCCUGCAUUGUAUACAGUGAAGGACUAGAACACGGUCCAUACAACUCAGUUUUGCUGUGCAAUAGAGCUGCAUGUAGAUGGAAACUAGGCCAAUUUGAAAAGGCUAUCGAAGAUUGCACUGCAGCUCUCGAAGUGCAAGCUUGUUAUAGCAAGGCCAGACUGCGGAGGGCAGAUUGUAAUGCCAAGUUGGGAAGAUGGGAAGCUGCAAUUCAAGACUAUGAGAUGUUGAUUAGAGAAAGUCCUGGUGAUGAGGAAGUAGGCAGAGCCUUGUUUGAUGCCCGAGUGCAGCUUAAGAAACUACGCGGUGAAGAUGUUAAAGACAUGAAAUUUGGGUUCAAUAUGGUCUCGAUCUCCAGCAAUGAACGUUUUAGACACUUUGUAACAUCACCUGGGAUGACGGUGGUAUUAUUUUGUAAUAAGGCCAAGCACAAACAAGUAUGGCAACUUAUGGAGCAAGUCUGCAAGAGAUUCCCAUCUAUCAAUUUCCUCAAGGUGGAGAUAGAAGAUCAUCCAUAUUUGGCAAAAUCAGAGGGUGUGAACUCCGUCCCAUCCUUCAAGAUAUACAAAAAUGGAUCUCGAGUCAAAGAAAUUCCUGGCAACAACCGUGAUUUGUUAGAAAGAUCUGUUAAAUUGUACAGUACUUGAAGAUCAAAACAAGGUAGAAAAAAGAACAAAUGAUUGAAAAAAAAAGGAAAGAAAAAAGAAAAAGAACCCACAAGAAGAAAAUAAUAUAUAAUUAUAUAAGUGGGCAGUCUCAUCUGGCCGUAUGAAAUGGCCAGCAUUGCAGAUAAAUGAGAGAAUAGAUUUAAAGGAAAAGAAAAAAUAGAGAUUGGGCUUUGCUUGAUGACAACUUUUUUCUUUUCAACAAGAAGAAACAAAGAGUAAUAAUAACAAUAAUAAUAAUAAUUACU